AUGCACACCCUCCUAGACACCUCUUUUCGUCCUCAUUCUGAUUCAAUCGUUGACUACUUGUGUCCACGGCAGACCGUCCUCAGCCGAGAAACCUCGAGCUCAGUGACGUGUGCAUCUGUGGCCUGUUCGGGCUUCGCCCAUUCUCUCCUCGCAACAAAGAACGCUCCAGGACGCUCGGAAGGGAUUUGGCCGGCCAAGUAUACGGGCAUGGAGCAGCUGCAGACAGAGGCGAAGAAAUUCGACGCCAGCAUGGCCAGUGCGCCCGACGUGGACGUCGAGACAACCUACGACUGCAUACCGCCCGCGCAGAACUUCAAUGGCGGUGUGUGGUUCUUGGAGUAUGUUGUGCCGACAUGGAUGGCAAAGAUCAAAUUCGAGGCGGCGGCUGCAGCGGUCACUAUCGUGCGGCUCUUGCGAGACAAUAAACAUUUGAAAGAGGGUCACGCAGACCACGCCAUGGCGAAAAUAAGCCUGGAUCUUUCCUCCACAUUCCAAGAUGAACCCGUGCGACUGCUUCUGGACGAGCUCAGAAGAUCUCUAGGGAAAAUGCCGAUGAGAAAGCCGCCUGAGAUAUACCGCAAUCUCAUCAGCACAAUGACAGUAGGCCCCGCGCGCCCGGAGGAAGAGCGUGAGAGACGCAUAGAUAUCGCUUACACUUUCAAGUAUAAGUUCCCAGUGGGGGUCGACGGUCUUGGAAAUACUCGUCAAACAGUUUAUGCAUCGAUGCCGAGCCUUAGGGCCACAGAAAAGCCACACACUACUAACGCCAAGGCGAUCAUCGAAUCCAGUAAUGUCAGAAAGACGCAGACGCAGCUAAUCGAGGAAAAUCUUCUCCCCUCAUCCGACUUGCGCCUCACGGCAAACAAGGCUCUCGUCAGCCAGCCCACUCACCAGCAGAUCAUGGAUAAGGCGCCCGCCUUCCCGCAUACCUCCCGUCCGCUCGGCUUGCCGUUCGAGAUGAACGCAUUGAAGAUGAACUUCCCGCCGUUCGACGUGCUGCAAUGGGAGUAG
This is a messenger RNA of Postia placenta MAD-698-R-SB12, 1011 nucleotides long. RefSeq lists its product as hypothetical. The record is from RefSeq and is a predicted model, not a curated record. Lineage: Eukaryota; Fungi; Basidiomycota; Agaricomycetes; Polyporales; Adustoporiaceae. The coding region runs from base 1 to 1011 and encodes 336 amino acids. The transcript has 5 exons.